AUGCUGAGCUUCUUCCGUCGAACCCUCGGGCGGCGGUCAGCACGUAAGCAUGCCGAGAAGGAGCGACUCCGAGAAGCCCAGCGAGCUGCCACACACAUUCCUGCAGCUGGAGAUGCUAAGUCCAUCAUCACGUGUCGGGUGUCCCUCCUGGAUGGUACUGAUGUUAGUGUGGACUUGCCGAAAAAAGCCAAAGGACAGGAGCUGUUUGAUGAGAUCAUGUACCACCUGGACCUUAUUGAAGGCGACUAUUUUGGACUGAGAUUUAUGGAUUCAGCACAAGUAGCACAUUGGUUGGAUGGUACAAAGAGCAUCAAAAAGCAAGUAAAAAUUGGUUCACCCUAUUGCCUGCAUCUUCGAGUUAAGUUUUAUUCCUCAGAACCAAAUAAUCUUCGUGAAGAGCUAACGCGGUAUUUAUUUGUUCUUCAGUUAAAACAAGAUAUCCUCAGUGGAAAGUUAGAAUGUCCCUUUGAUACAGCAGUUCAGUUGGCAGCAUAUAACCUGCAAGGUCAGACACCAGCACAAGCUGAAACCAAUUAUCUGAAUAAAGCCAAGUGGCUGGAAAUGUAUGGAGUUGAUAUGCAUGUGGUCAAGGCUAGAGACGGGAAUGACUAUAGCUUGGGACUAACUCCAACAGGAGUCCUUGUUUUUGAAGGAGAGACCAAAAUUGGCUUAUUUUUUUGCUUUUAUCACGUGCAGGGCAAAGAACAGGAGCAUACAUUUGUCUUUAGACUGGAACACCCAAAAGCAUGCAAACACUUAUGGAAAUGUGCCGUGGAACAUCAUGCCUUCUUCCGCCUCCGAGGCCCAGUCCAAAAGAAUUCUCAUCGAUCAGGAUUCAUUCGAUUAGGAUCACGAUUUAGAUACAGUGGGAAAACUGAGUAUCAGACCACAAAAACCAAUAAAGCAAGAAGAUCAGCAACCUUUGAAAGAAGGCCCAGCAAACGAUAUUCUCGAAGAACUCUACAAAUGAAAGGUGAAGUUGUUCACAAUAAUGUUUCAACUCAGAGUGAUGGCUCCCAACAGGCGUGUGGUCUGAGACCUCCUCUGCCUGUGAUGUCUCCUCUUCCCUGUGGUCCGGCACUGGCGGAGAAAGAGAAUGUUCCUCGGAGUCCUGGGGUAGACCCGCACGACAGGAAACGGCUGCCUGCGGCCAGCGACUGCUGUCAACGUGGUGGACACCAGUGGAGCACACGGGCCUGGCCCCCACCCCAGACCGCACAUAGAAACCACACUGACUGUGUCCACGAGCACAGUGUGAAGAAGGCAGGAGUCCACCAUGACGCUCACUUCCCUGGCCAUUCAGCCAUGACCGAGAUAUGAGCGUCAUGCAAGCUGAUGGUGUCCAUUUUCUAGUGUAUAGAGGGAACUGAUCAC
This is a messenger RNA of Trichechus manatus latirostris (Florida manatee), 1374 nucleotides long. RefSeq names its product erythrocyte membrane protein band 4.1 like 5 (gene EPB41L5). Bases 1 to 1320 code for a protein of 439 amino acids. The transcript has 14 exons. Gene Ontology annotation, molecular function: cytoskeletal protein binding. The record is from RefSeq and is a predicted model, not a curated record. Gene Ontology annotation, cellular component: cytoskeleton. Lineage: Eukaryota; Metazoa; Chordata; Mammalia; Sirenia; Trichechidae.